This is a messenger RNA of Amblyraja radiata (thorny skate), 1855 nucleotides long. It is a transcript of the gene rnpc3, whose product is annotated as RNA-binding region (RNP1, RRM) containing 3. Gene Ontology annotation, biological process: mRNA splicing, via spliceosome. Gene Ontology annotation, cellular component: U12-type spliceosomal complex. Lineage: Eukaryota; Metazoa; Chordata; Chondrichthyes; Rajiformes; Rajidae. Gene Ontology annotation, molecular function: pre-mRNA intronic binding; U12 snRNA binding; protein binding. The transcript has 15 exons. The coding region runs from base 103 to 1623 and encodes 506 amino acids. The record is from RefSeq and is a predicted model, not a curated record.
GACGUCUGACGCAGAAGAGGGGCAGCGGCGCAUGCGUGCGGGACACGGGGAGCGCGUGUGCAGUCACAGUGGCCAGAGUGCAGUAUUGGUCAUCUGAGAGGCAUGGCUGUGUCGGGCUGUGUGGGGAGCCCGCCGGCCUGGGUCAGCGGCAACAAGACCAUCCUGGUGAGGCAUCUCCCGUCCGAGCUGACCUGCAGCGAGAAGGUGGAGCUGCUGAAGUAUUUUGGGGCCAAGUCGGUGAGAGCGUUAGCAGACAAAGGAAGGCUGAAACAUACGGCUUUUGCCACUUUCUCGUCCACCCACGCAGCGGUCAAGGCGCUGUCCCGGCUGCACCAGCUGCGGUGUUUGGGCCACACGCUGGUGGUGGAGUUUGCCAAGGAGCAGGAAGGGCCGGCGGCAACACCGGAUCCGGAGCAGCGGACUGGAGGCAGCAAACCGACAGACAAAUCUUCAAGCGGCAAGGAUGAGAAGGAGAUUGUGAAACCUAUAUUGCCGGUUAUAGAGAACGGCAUUGCUCCCAGUUUGGGACUGAGCUACUCCACAAACCCGUGCCUGAGGUACCUUUACCCGCCACCAACCAGCAUCAUCCUGGCCAACAUCGCCAAUGCCAUGGCCAGCGUGCCCAAGUUCUACGUACAGGUCCUGCAUCUGAUGAACAAGAUGAACUUGCCGUCUCCAUUUGGCCCCAUCACUGCUCGCCCCCCAAUGUACGAGGAAUACGUCCCUGCCCCCCCGCCCAUGCCCCCCUUCCCCCCCGAUCAGCCCCCCAUCCCAGAGGAAGAGAUGGAAGUCUCCAGCGAGGAGGAGUCCGAGUAUGAAAGUGGGAGUGAAGAGGAUAAAGAGAGAAUGCUGCGACUGAUGGGACUGGCGUCACGGCCACCGAGACCCCCACGCAAGAGGAAGCGAGUGUCUGUCCGCAAGCAGCCGCGCAUCAAGGACCUGAUCGCCCCGGCCAAGACCCCGUCCCAGAGCUCCCACGCUGCCGUGCCCCCGUCAGAGGUGUUUGACUUGCCGCUGACACAGGGCCAGAAGAAGAUCGAGUUCCACAUCUCGGCCGACGUGAGCGGCCUGCUGGAUACAGGAGGGGAGCAGCAAGCAGAGAGCCGGGACGAUGGCGAGUCCCAGAGUCUGGGCUUCGGCAAGAUGCAGCCGGCCCCGGUCACCGUGAGGAGUGAGGUGGAGGAAGAGGAGGAGUGUGAGGAAGAGGAGGAGAUACCCUCCGAAUUCGUCUCCAGGAAGCAGCUGGCCAGGGGGCGGCUGUCCCGCGACGAGAUGGAGACCGCCUCCAUGUUCAAGAACUACAGUCCCGGCGAGCCCACCUGCCGCCUCUACCUGAAGAACCUGUCCAAGCAGGUGGACCAGAAGGACCUGAAAUUCAUCUUUGGCCGAUACGUUGACUUCUCGUGCCUGACGGAGAGAAACAUGUUCGACAUCCGUCUGAUGAAGGAGGGGCGGAUGAAGGGCCAGGCGUUUAUCGGCCUUCCCAACGAGCAGGCCGCAGCCAAAGCCUUGAAGGAGGUCAAUGGCUUUGUCCUCAACGAGAAACCCAUGGUGGUUCAAUUCGCUCGGUCCGCGCGGCCCAAACAGGAAGCGUCUGAGAACCGGAGGGGCCGCGGGAAGUGAGGGCCGGAGCUGCUGGACGUGGGGGCCAGAGCUGCUGGACGUUGGGGGCCGGAGCUGCUGGACGUUGGGGGCCGGAGCUGCUGGACGUGGGGGCCGGAGCUGCUGGACGUUGGGGGCCGGAGCUGCUGGACGUGGGGGCCGGAGCUCGGACGCGGGGGCCGGAGCAGCUGGACGUGGGGGCCGAAGCUCGGACGUUGGGACGAUCUCUGUGCCGUUUCCGUGGACACCUGGU